CGCGUGACGACAACAUCUCCAACUUCACCUUUUCUUCUUUGCCUCGUAAGCAGCCAUCCAACAUAAAAUACAAUCCUACAAUAACCAUGGAAAAAAUACCUCUCAACUACCAGGCCUCCGAAGGCGAUAUCCAAAAGCAAACAACAAGCACGCUUCCCCAGGAAGUCGUCCAAUGCCUUGAAAAUGCCCGCUUCCUUCAUCUCGCUACAUGUACAGAUAACGUCCCCCAAGUAUCGUUAAUGAACUAUACGUACCUUCCGACGUCGCCGCACUCUUCGUCACCCGUCAUCGUCAUGACUACGAACCCUUCCUCCCGCAAGACAACAAAUAUCAUUGCCAACCCCAACGUCUCCCUCCUCGUCCACGACUGGGUCUCGCAUCGUCCACUAAACCAAGGCCGCCGACCAUCUGGCGGCUCUCCCGGACCCGAACAUCGAUCUAGUCUUGCUUCUCUACUUCUCAACCUGAAUUCCUCGGCCAUGUCAAGCAUUAGCGCCACGAUAGGAGGCGCGGCGCGUCUUGCUGAACAUGGAUCCGACGAAGAAAAAUACUAUUACACACAGCACCUAGAGAACAAUACCUUUGACGACGACCAGCCUCUGUUUCAGCAGCCUGAGGGACAGGGAGCAUCGGAUCGACUGAUUAGCGGAGAGGAAGUGCGUGUUAUCGUGGUGGAUAUCAAGAAUGUCCGUAUUAGCGAUUUCAAAGGCAGUGUCCGUGACUGGGCCCUGGAGCCUGCUGCUGCUGCUGUCAAUGGCACCGUCUAGUGUACUAUUACCUAUUACCAAAUUGAACCGUAUGCGUGGUGCGGAUUCGUCUAUUUCGAACUCCCUUUGCUUCGAUUGUUUUCUUCUGUAGCUGUGUGUAUGUCCAUCGUCGCUUACAUCUGUGGGUGACUUUGGUCGUUGCAAGCCACUGUCGGUAGCUCCGCAAGCUCCGUAGUUUCAAUUUCCUGUAAUUUUCAUUUCCAACUACGGAAUUAAUUAUUAAUGGCACUAUUACAACGGAUUUUAGAAAAUUUCUUCUCCAUAG
Messenger RNA from [Torrubiella] hemipterigena, 1032 nucleotides. Lineage: Eukaryota; Fungi; Ascomycota; Sordariomycetes; Hypocreales; Clavicipitaceae. The record is from the annotation of a GenBank genome assembly.